Molecule: messenger RNA, 2652 nt
Organism: Trematomus bernacchii (emerald rockcod)
Lineage: Eukaryota; Metazoa; Chordata; Actinopteri; Perciformes; Nototheniidae
Product: sodium- and chloride-dependent GABA transporter 2-like
Biological process (GO): sodium ion transmembrane transport
Cellular component (GO): membrane
Source: RefSeq, a predicted model, not a curated record
AUGGAUCUGGCGUUCAACAAGCAGAAGGAUACGGAGUCAGAUCCGGCUCUUCCUAUCUUCGAGGCCCGAGGCAGUGGGCGCAGGCAGCCGGACACAGGAGCCAUGCCGAAACGAGCCGAUGGUCGAUUUCCAGAGCCCCCCGGCCCUCGAUGCGGACACCCAGGCACUGAAGCCACACUGGUUCGGGGGCAGCAACAGGUUGCAGACCAGAUUACCUCUGGUACCUGGGGACGCAGGGUACGCACAGAAACGGCACUCAUCAAAGUCCUCAAUGACCUCCUCACCUCUGCUGACACCGGUUCCCUUAACAUCCUCAUCCUCCUCGACCUGAGUGCAGCCUUCGAUACCGUGAGCCACACCAUCCUGCUUACCCGACUCGGUAUCGAAGCUUCAGUCACCCAAGGUGUUCCCCAAGGUUCAGUACUCGGCCCCCUCCUCUUCAUCAUCUACAUCCUCCCCCUUGCCAAACGACUCGUUCACGCCUUCAUCUCCUCCCGCCUGGACUAUUGCAACUCACUCCUCUAUGGCAUCAGUACUACAUCCCUCAAUAGACUUCAGCGUGUCCAGAACGCAGCCGCCAGACUUCUCACCCACACCAAAUCAUGUGCAAAGAGAGGUCAGUGGGCCAACAAGAGGGAGUUCAUUUUGUCAGUAUCCGGACAGAUCAUUGGUCUGGGCAAUGUUUGGAGAUUUCCAUAUCUGUGCUUCAAAAAUAGAGGUGGAGCUUUCCUGAUCCCCUAUGUGGUGUUCCUGUCCACGUGUGGAAUCCCCAUCUUCUUUCUAGAGGUAUCUCUGGGGCAGUUAACGGCUCAGGGUGGGAUCACAUGUUGGAGGAAAAUAUGUCCCAUAUUUGGAGGUUUAGGCUACGGCAGUCAAGUUACAUCGUUAUACAGUGUGGUGUAUUACAUUGUCAUCCUGGCUUGGGCCUUCCUCUACCUCUUCUCCUCCUUCCACACUGUACUCCCCUGGGCCAGCUGCAACAACACCUGGAACACAGAUAACUGCAUUGAUUGUGGACAGAAUGAUUCAGUUUAUCGCCACAUCAAUGAAAACACAACAUCAUCAGUGAAAGAAUUCUGGCAGAGGAGAGUCUUGGGUUUGUCUGGAGGAAUUGAAGAGAUGGGCAGUAUACGCUGGGACCUGGCUGGAUGUCUUCUGCUAAGCUGGAUCAUCUGUUACUUCUGUAUCUGGAAAGGAAUCAAGGCGACAGGAAAGGUUGUGUACGUCACAGCCACUUUUCCAGUUGUGAUGUUGAUUGUGAUGCUGAUCCGUGGGCUGACAUUGCCAGGAGCUUUAACUGGAAUUAGAUAUUACCUUUAUCCUGAUCUGACCCGUCUGACUGAUCCUCAGGUGUGGAUGGAUGCUGGGAGCCAGGUAUUAUUCUCCUAUGGCAUUUGCGUAGGCACUUUGCAAGCGAUGGGAAGCUACUACAACAAAUACAACAACAACUGCUACAAAGACACUUUCGCCUUGUGCGCACUGAACAGUUUAACCAGCUUUGUUGCUGGCUUUGCAGUCUUCUCUGUUCUUGGCUUCAUGUCGCAUGAAUUGGGUGUUGACAUCUCAACAGUAGCUGAAUCAGGUCCUGGCCUGGCAUUCAUUGCUUACCCUCGGGCUUUAUCCAUGAUGCCUUUACCUCAACUCUGGGCUGCCUUCUUCUUCAUCAUGAUUAUCCUUCUUGGAUUGGACAGUGAGUUUGUGUGUCUGGAAGGCCUGGUGACAGCCAUAUCAGACAUGUUUCCAUCCUUCUUUCUCAUUGGUCAUCGACGUAAACUACUUCUGUUGAUCAUCUGUGGUGUUUCCUUUGUUAUUGGCCUGUUUAUGGUGACUGAGGGAGGACUUUAUGUAUUUCUGCUGUUUGAUUACUAUGCUUGCAGUGGAAUACCAUUAAUGAUUUUUGCCAUUUUGGAGUGUGUCUGUGUGGGAUGGAUAUAUGGUGCUGAUCGUUAUUAUGACAAUAUAAAGGAAAUGAUUGGCUACUACCCCACAUCGCUUAUGAAAUAUUGUUGGAAGUUCAUCACACCAUGUCUCUGUGUUGGAACCCUGAUAUUCUCUCUGGUCAAGUUCACCCCGCUGAAAUACAACAACACCUACGAGUACCCCUGGUGGGGCUUUGCCAUUGGGAUGGUUCUUGCUCUAUCUUCAGUUCUCCUGACUCCUCUGUGGAUUAUCUAUCGUAUGGCUGACCCGGGAACACUGAGACAGAGACUGAAAACGUUAUGCACUCCUGCAUCCGAUCUGCAAUCUUCUCCACCAAAGAAGACUCUUUACCCUGAAACCCCUACUCCUGAUACAGAGCUGCAUGCUUUAACUUAAAAACUAAAACAUGGCAGUACUGAAGAAACUGAUUGGAUUUGUAAUCCCUUAUUACCUGAUGAAUGCAUCACCAAAGAAGAGUCUACAGCCAGUUACAAACUCAACGCAGGAGAUCUUUACAUCCUUGGUGUCUGAAUGUUCUUAUUUUAAAAAGUCCAACCCUUGACUUAAAAUGAAUACUUUGUGGACAGCUGUGUUAAAAAGUUACAAUUGUAAAAAGACCUUAUCAUCUUAUAUAACUUUUGGUGGUGGAUAUUAUUACUUGAAUUGUUCCUUUUAAACUAUACGGGUUUUGGUUGUGCAAAUAAAUGAAUCUUGAUUGAAACUCCAUGUUAA